Molecule: messenger RNA, 1152 nt
Organism: Drepanopeziza brunnea f. sp. 'multigermtubi' MB_m1
Lineage: Eukaryota; Fungi; Ascomycota; Leotiomycetes; Helotiales; Drepanopezizaceae
Source: RefSeq, a predicted model, not a curated record
AUGGCCUCUUUACCAAACGAACCUUUGCUUUCGGACCGACCUUCCUCUACCGAUAUACUAAGCACUACGGCUAAAGGAGAUGACGCAAGCCAAGAUAAGUUAAUUGAUAAAGCAAUUGAGAAUCAAGCGAUUGAGGGUCAAGCGGCUAAAGGUCAGGCGGCUAAGGGUCAGGCGGCUGAAGGUCAAGCGGCUGAGGGUCAAGCAGAUAAGGACGAAGCACAAGAAAGUGAAGCAGAUAUAAUACGCGGCGAAAGCGUAGAAGAAGAAAACUUAAAUUUGCAAAGUGAACAAAUUACUUUGCUUAGCGCAAAUCCUUAUCUUCAGUCUAGCAAAGCUCAAUUGGCUACGGAUGCGCCAAACCUUACUUUUGCUGAGCGCCGCGCUACUACAACUCGACAGCUAUCCGCAAACGCAAUCAAAUAUACUUCGGCUAUUCAAUCCGAAAUGAACAAAGGCAUCGUUCCUGACAAUACUAGCAUAAGUACCAACAGCUUUCACAAUCGCACUAAAAAAGCUUUCGCGCAAAAAGCUCUUAAAGGGUCUUUCACUGUCUCGGGCCCAAUUAUAGCUACAAAAACCGCGACGAGGACGAUGCCUUAUAGUGAUACAGAUGAAGAAGAGCAAGGCGAUGAUAAGGAAAACUCAAGUGAAAAUGAUAUUCCUCUCUCUCAACACAAAAAAGCUAAAAAAUCACUCUCGACGGCUAGAGCUGCUCGCUCCGUUCUAUCAGCUGGCAAAUCACCUUCGGCAGCUAAAACUUCUUUUCGUCAAAAAUCCAAAAAAGGCAAGUAUCUUAAAAAGUCUGCAGUUGUUGCGAAAAAAAGAGGUCUAAGCCAACGAAAGCGCCGUCGCUACAAGCCAAGAACUACUGCGUUAAGAGAGAUCCGACGAUAUCAAAAAGGCACCGAGCUUCUUAUCAAAAAGACUCCUUUUCAGCGUCUUGUUCGAGAGAUCACUCACGAUUUUAAACAAGACUUUAAAUUUCAAAGCGGUGCUUUAGAAUGUUUACAAGAAGCUUCAGAAGCAUUCUUCGUAAAAGAGUUUGAAAUGACGAACUUAUAUGUUAUUCACGCUAAACGAGUAACGAUUCAAAACAAAGAUAUAGCGUUAGUUAGGAAAUUGCGGGAAAUCAUGACUAGAAGUUUUGUUUAG